CUGUUUCUGAAUCUGAUAGUUGUGAAGCCAGGAGAAGAUAGGCACAAAGAGAGAGAGAGAGAGAGUCCCUUUUCAAUGGAAUCUGUUCUAAGCCAAGUUGGUGGAGGUUUGUGCAAUGGCAUGACCCCAUUGAAGGGGUUAGCUGAAAGCCAAAGGGGAGUUUUAGGUACCCAUUUCAAGCCUUGUUCCUUUGGUGUUGGCGGUAGGAGACCAAGGCGUGUGGUUUUGGUAAAAGCUGAGGCGGUGAAUAUAAACCCAGAUAUCAGGAAGAGUGAAGAGAAAGUGGUGGAUUCUGUGGUGGUUACUGAACUCUCCAAACCACUCACUGCUUAUUGCAGAUGUUGGAGAUCAGGGACUUUUCCUCUUUGUGAUGGGAGCCAUGUAAAGCACAACAAAGCCACCGGGGAUAAUGUUGGGCCUCUUCUUUUGAAAAAGUAAAAUUAUGAUAAUAGAGGAUUGUAUUUAACUUUCGGAGGAAGAUUUUUGUUUGUCAGACCAUUUCAAUGUCAAAAUAAAUCAUGGCGUAGGCUGUGACUCCGCUAUCUAUU
Messenger RNA from Abrus precatorius (Indian licorice), 548 nucleotides. RefSeq names its product CDGSH iron-sulfur domain-containing protein NEET. Gene Ontology annotation, molecular function: 2 iron, 2 sulfur cluster binding. The transcript is spliced from 2 exons. NCBI's taxonomy places the organism in Eukaryota, Viridiplantae, Streptophyta, Magnoliopsida, Fabales, Fabaceae. Gene Ontology annotation, cellular component: mitochondrial outer membrane; intracellular membrane-bounded organelle. The record is from RefSeq and is a predicted model, not a curated record. Bases 76 to 438 code for a protein of 120 amino acids. Gene Ontology annotation, biological process: regulation of autophagy.